Mangifera indica (mango) is the source of this 2156-nucleotide messenger RNA. RefSeq lists its product as uncharacterized. The coding region runs from base 107 to 1969 and encodes 620 amino acids. The transcript has 11 exons. The record is from RefSeq and is a predicted model, not a curated record. Lineage: Eukaryota; Viridiplantae; Streptophyta; Magnoliopsida; Sapindales; Anacardiaceae.
UAGAAAGAGUAGAUUUUGGUGCUUGCAGAGCAGAGUAGAGAGGAACAGAGGAUCCAUAGAAGUAAAAUAAUAGAACAAAAGUCUGUAAGUGAGAGAGAAAGUGGGCAUGUUAAUGGAAGAUGAAAGUGAAAAAGGCAAAGCAAUAAAGAUGAAUACGAGAGUUCGAACUUCUCUUCAAUCUAUGAAACCUCCUUUAAAGCAUGAUAAAAAGGAAGAAAUGGAGACUCAGGGGAGCAAAGGACUUGGUGCUGGCAAAGCUGUGUCCAAUCGCCGUCGAUCCAACAGAGAAAGGAAAAUGGCCUUAUUACAAGAUGUUGAUAAGCUGAAGAAGAAGCUCAGACAAGAAGAGAAUGUUCAUAGAGCUUUAGAGAGGGCAUUUACUAGGCCUUUGGGUUCUCUUCCCCGUCUUCCUCCUUAUCUCCCUCCAUAUACAUUGGAGCUACUUGCUGAAGUAGCUGUUUUGGAAGAGGAGGUUGUUAGGCUUGAAGAGCAAGUUGUGAAUUUUAGGCAAGGUCUGUAUCAGGAAGCAGUUUACAUUUCUUCUAAGAGGAAUGCAGAGAAUUCAAAUGAUUCUGAUCAAAUGUCUCUUACAAGUUAUAAACACCAGCGCUCUAAAUCUUUCUCCUGCACUGAUAUCAAUUUGGCAUCAACACCAGCCAGGCCCCAACCUCAACCUUCUCUUGGUAGAAGUACUUCAAGCAGAAAGCUGUUGUCCACAGAUACCAUCAAUGAUCGAACAACAGCACAUUGCUUUAUUAGGACAAUGAAUGGAAAACAAUCUUCAGUUAAACCCAAUUCCUCUCCAUUUCAUUCGGAAGAUGGGCGAGGAAAAGAGAACCGUUCAUGUACUAAUUCUUUGAAGGAUAAGCAAUCUCCAGAAAAGAAAAAUGCCAAAGUUGUAACCCCUGUUAAGAGACUUCCAGUCAAGACUGAAUCUCAUGAUCCCAAGGGCAUGGAUCAUUUGAAGUUGCAGCCAGAAUGUAGACUAGAGGACCAAGAAAAAACACAAGAGAGCUGUUCCGGUUCACCCUAUGAUAGAUUAUCAGAAGUUGAAAGCUCACCAAACAAAUUGUCCGAGGAUAUUCUUCGAUGCUUGUGUAGCAUUUUUGUAAGGAUUAGCACACUGAAGGACAAAGUUGUGGAUUCUGGUGAAAGCAGUGGAGGAAGUAAUUGGGAUCCCUAUGGUAUCCACUCUGAAGUCAGCCACGGUGAUGUUGGUCCAUACAAGAACCUCUAUGCAAUUGAAGCAAGCUCAAUUGAUCUCAACCGAACCACAAAUGCAUUGUUUCUGAUUCAUAGGCUGAAGUUCCUGUUUGGGAAGCUUGCCGUUGUUAAUUUAGAAGGUCUUACUCAUCAACAAAAGCUUGCAUUCUGGAUUAACGCUUAUAAUUCCUGCAUUAUGAAUGCAUUUCUGGAACAUGGGAUCCCAGACACUCCUGAACUAGUUGUAGCACUUAUGCAGAAGGCAACAAUAGUUGUGGGGGGACGCUUGCUCAAUGCAAUAACCAUUGAGCACUUCAUCUUGAGACUGCCAUAUCACUUAAAAUUUACGUGUCCUAAAGCUGCUAAAAAUGAUGAGAUGAAAGCAUGCAGUGUAUUUGGAUUGGAGUGGUCUGAACCUUUGGUUACAUUCGCACUCUGCUGUGGGAGCUGGUCUGCCCCUGCUGUGAGGGUGUACACUGCAUCUGGAGUUGAAGAAGAGUUGGAAAGUGCAAAGAGGGACUAUCUACAUGCAGCUGUUGGCAUUUCAAGGACAAACAGGUUGAUAAUCCCCAAGCUUCUGGAUUGGUAUCUUCUUGACUUUGCAAAGGACUUGGAUUCAUUAGUGGAUUGGAUAUGCCUGCAGCUACGAGAUGAACUCAGGAGUGCUGCACUUAAAUGCCUUGAGAGAAGGAAAAGAGAGCCUAUUUCUCAAUUGGUGCAAGCAAUGCCAUAUGACUUCACUUUCCGGCUGCUUUUAUGCCGGUGAUAUUUUUCAUCUACAUAAUUCUUUGCUAUACUUUGUAUACUGGUAUGCUCGACACGUUACAACUAGGUAUGUAGUAGCAUACCGUAGGGAAGAAAUCGGUAUUUUUUUGCGAGAGUAAAUGUAGAACAAGAUUUACUAAAGGUGGUUCCCUCAAGUCUUUAUAAUAUCCUAUUUCACCUUAUACUCA